GUCAUUUUCGAACGAGACACCAAGCCUGCACAUUCGAUGGCGACGCCGCCGCUGUUCCUGCCGCUCGUCGCGAUGUGGCUGCUGGGCAACAUGGUGCUCUUCUUCUGUUAUCAAGUCGUCAUCUUUCUUGCCUUCCGCGGAUGGAGUCCAUCGCUGUACCGGUCCUACAUGGCCUCCGUUCAAACGGCAUGGGUUGAUGUGAUUGCAAGUACAUUUCCCCAAACCGACCUCGUCGUCACCGGCGAUCUGCCCACGGAUCCCACAAAACCCGCGAUCAUCCUGUGCAACCAUCAAAUUGAUGCCGACUGGUGGUACCUCUGGGACCUCGCCCGACGACUUGACGGCGGCGGCAACCUCAAAAUCUGCCUCAAGCAAGAGCUCAAGUACGUGCCCGUGUUCGGGUGGGGCCUCGACUUGCUCGAGUUUCUCUUUGUCAAGCGCAACAUUGACCACGACCGACUGCACGUCAACCAGCACAUGGCGCGCUUUGUCCGGGAAAAGUUUCCUUUUUGGAUGCUCGUGUUCCCCGAAGGCACGACGAUCCACGCGGAGAUGCUGGACAAAUCGAACCGCUUCGCCCAACGCACUGGUCGCCCCCAGUUUUCGCGGCUGCUGCUGCCGCGGACGUCGGGGCUCCACACGAUGCUCGCCGCGACCGCCGCGAUCAAGCCAGACGUGUACGACCUGACGCUGGCGUACCCGUCGUACAGCGGCGAAGUGCCCACAGCGGCCAUGGGGUACAGUCGGCACACGGACACGGGCGUGCCGAGCAUGGCGGCCGUGCUGUGCGGUCGCGGACCAACUCGAGUGUCGAUCCACGGGUCAAAGCAUGCAUUUGACGAUGUAUUUGGCAAAGAAGAAGCGUUUCUCGACAAGGCGUGGCAAACGAAGGAGAAAUUGCUCGAUCAAUUUAUCGCCAACCAGGUCAGAUUUCACAUGUUGUAGUGUCCUUUUCCCUAAAUUUGGACUUGUGCGUCGCCAAAUCUAUCGGUUCUUUGUAUGAAAAAAGUAUGUAAAAGUUGACAUGUGCAUGGCAAUCACAGCACUCACACUAAUUGAAGUCGCACACUAAUUGGAUGUUGAUCAUAACCAUCUGAUUGGCUCAAUAUUCAUUCUUCGGUAUAUUUGGUUGUGUCGACUAUUUAUUCAUUCUCUUUAUCACUCCAGUUUAGAAUAAACUCCAUAUGUUGGCUCAUUGUUGUUUGUGAUAGGCAUUUCCAACAAUAGCCCAAGGCCGGGUGCUGCCAUCAAAGAUGUCGUGGGCCAACAUUGGGCAGUUGUGGGUGUCGGCCGUGGUGGCGUUGGCCGUGUCGCCGCUGGUGGCGUCCAUGGCGGCAUUAUGGUAUGCUGGCACGACGGCGUCGGAUGUGUUGGCAUGUACUUGGUCGUGUGUGGUUGGGUCGCCGUCAAAAGCAACAAAGUCGAGAUAACACCACGGAAAAGCACCUUUAGGUCUUAUAUAGUAGUGUUGAAAAAUACAAGGGUCGUGUAUAUAUUAAAUAGGAGUAAAAUGUCCAAUGGCGACGUCAGGACGUGAUGUACGAAGCAAAUUUGGCGCGGCAGAUCGGACACGCGUCAAUUUCAGCCAGACACGUGGCG
This is a messenger RNA of Aphanomyces astaci, 1599 nucleotides long. RefSeq lists its product as hypothetical. Gene Ontology annotation, molecular function: acyltransferase activity. The record is from RefSeq and is a predicted model, not a curated record. Bases 37 to 945 code for a protein of 302 amino acids. The transcript has 7 exons. NCBI's taxonomy places the organism in Eukaryota, Oomycota, Saprolegniomycetes, Saprolegniales, Verrucalvaceae. Gene Ontology annotation, cellular component: endomembrane system.